UAACAGGCAGUGACUCGAGGAGUUGAUAUUUAACAGAGGCUGCUCUGACUGACAUCAUUCAUUUCACCUGGCGUGGGAGCCGAGAAUUAAAGACAGCAAAAGGGAUUCUGACAUGCACUUUCAGAAAUCACAGAAGGAAAAGGCGUGUUACCCUCUGCCCACAGUGAAGAAACUCCUGGAGCAGAAGAGAAAGAGAGAGACCUCUUCAGCACCUCCCUCCUGCUCUACAGCAUCUUACACUGCUGGUGGUGCUGCAUCUGUCCCAGUGUUGGCAUCAGUACAAUCUCCCACUGCCGGAGCCAGUGCAAGCUACACAGACAUGGGAGCAGUUAGAUAUGACCGAUGGGAAGUUCCCAGCAUUCAUCAGGCACAUUCCUCCCUUCAGCAGUGCAGCCCGUUCACAUUCAUGUCUAGUUCCUCCAUCACACCAAACUUUACCCAGACUGGACAGAUGCUUGCCACUGGCUACAUUAAUGGAUCCGCAGAUUACCACAUCAUUAGGUGUUUUACCAGAGGGGUCCUCAAGGUCUUCAUUCUACACAUCUAUACUGCGAAAGGCCUGAGGGAAUAUGCUUUUGCUGCUGCGGAGAAACUUCGCGAACUGGGGAAGUUGGACUCUAAAGAACAUAAGGGCAAGACUGCUUUGCUGGUGGCUGUAACUGCCAGUCAGCCAGAUAUAGUCCAGGAUCUACUCUCUCUAGGUGCGGACAUCAGCAUCUGUGACGUCAACGGUCAAACUGCACUUCAUCUGGCUGCCACCUAUGGUUUCCCUCGUGUCAUGCAGGUUAUACUCUUUGCUGGACUGCGAGUGGACCUGGAAGCUCGUAAUUUUGAAGGCCUGACUCCUCUGCACUGUGCAGUGAUCUCUCACUGUGCCACGAUGAAGGCCAUAAAUGCCUCCUCCUCAUCCUCAACAUGGUUGGCUGAUGGCAGUCUACAGACUCAAGCAGAAGAUAAACUGAUGUGUUUGCGGCUUCUUAUAAAUGCUGGAGCUUCAGUUCUCAGCCAGGAAAUCAAAAGCAACAAGACAGUUCUUCACCUGGCAGUGAAGGAGGGGAAUAUCCAACUUGUGCGCUUCCUCCUCAGCCUCCAACUCUCCAAUAUGCAGGCGUUCAUCAACAUGAAAGCUCACGGACACACUGCCCUGCACAUGGCCGCAGGGCUGCAUGGAAGCCCCUUUCAGGAGGAACUGAUCCGGCUGCUGCUGAGUCGUGGUGCUGAUCCCAGCAUCCGCAACCUGGAGAACGACCAGCCCGCUCAUUUGCUGCAAAGCGGAGACACAGGAGAGAAACUCAAGCUCAUCUUGAAGAAGAAAAGUGCCUCCUCUAGGCGGCGUUUUACAUCCUUACAGGACCAAGAGUGACUAGGACUGAUUUUUAGUCCCAGCGUAUCCCACUUUCUCCAAUAGAGAUGCAGUCAUCUGGAUCAAAUAACAGUAUGCGCUUGAAACAUUAAUCUUGAUCAUUUUGUUAACUGUUCACCAUCAAGAUGUGGACAAAAACUAUUCAAAGAGCUGUUAAAAACGUUCAUCUCUGGAGAAAAAUGGGUUUAUCAUCAGUAUCCUUUUAUGAGGAUUUUCACACAUUGCAUCAUUUUUAGUAUGACAGUAUAUUUUUUUAAAGAUCAUUCAUUGGUUCUGUACCAUAAAGCUGCUUCCCAGUUUAUUUAAAGAUGAAAACAAAUUUUAGUGUGUUCAUGAAUAGUGAUUUCAAUGAAAUUGUCAUGAGGACUGUCAGUACCAGUCGAGUUUCCACCUUCAAUUAUAAACCAUAUUGGUUUGCUUACAAGAGCAGCUGAGCUGAUUUUUUUUUAAUUCACUGUAUCAGUGGGGUAUUCUUUAAUUGUUUUGAUAUGUAUUUAUAUAGCUUCUGGUUGGUAGAUGUUGCAUAUUUUUCUCUGUGCUCAUGUUCAUGUUACUUUCACUCAGGGGGAAAGAUCGGUUAUUUAUUUCAUUGUUUUAUAUGAAUGACAUCAGUUCUCUAUGUAAUGCACUUUUCUCAGCAGCACACUUGAUAUCAUAGCUGUCCUUACAGGAGAUGUGUCAUCCAGACAUCAUGUAUGUGAAUGUGUUAUUUUGGUGAGUCAUAUAUGAGGGGGUGAAAUCAAAUGUCAGGGGGUUCUGAGGUGAGAAGGUAGUUUUGUCAUCGAGACCUGCCAGAAUCAAGAUGUCAGAAUUAUUAAUAUGAUUUAACAAUGUCAUUUCAGUGGAAUAGUAUGAAAGGAAAGAUUUUUCUAUGUGGGGAUAGUGUCCAUCUUGUAUCAAGAUUUCAAAUGUUGGAGGAUGUUGUUGUUGUUGUUCUUGAGUCAAUGAUAUGCAUGAUUCACCUGGUUGAAGUACAGAGUCCCUCUGGAAAUUCAAAUGAGGGAAAACACACGCUCAUGUCACUUUCUAGUAAAACAAAGAGAGGUCUGUGGAUUUAUGAGAAUUAAUUUGAAAACAAAGCGCAAACUGCUUUCUGUAGAAUUCAUUUAUGAAACUUUGCUCAUUGUUUUAGUAUAUAUCACAAACACUCAAUGAAACCAUCUGACUAAACCAAAUUCUGUGAGUAUAUGAAGUAGCAUUAAAAUUUGCUUGAUUGUAUUUACAAUGUUUUUUUUUAAAUAUUGUUCAUGAUGUGUCAUCUUUA
Molecule: messenger RNA, 2627 nt
Organism: Sinocyclocheilus grahami
Lineage: Eukaryota; Metazoa; Chordata; Actinopteri; Cypriniformes; Cyprinidae
Product: NF-kappa-B inhibitor delta-like
Exons: 12
Coding region: 113-1363 (416 amino acids)
Biological process (GO): regulation of gene expression
Cellular component (GO): nucleus
Molecular function (GO): protein binding
Source: RefSeq, a predicted model, not a curated record